AUGACCAGAAGUUACAAUCAAACUGGAACAGACAAGUAUUAUUGUUGUUUCUAUUGUUCUGGAGAAUCAAAGCCUCAACAGCUCAUUCAGAACCGUCGAUCCCAUCGGAAACAACUCCGAUCUUUGAUUUCACAAACGAACAGUAACUACUAUUACAAUCAUCUACCAGAUUCACAACAACCAUCACAUCGAAACAAGAGCAAGAACAACAACCAUUGGAUUAUCGAUCCACUGGAACAGUUAUACUUAUCUGCUCGAAGAGAUUCAAAAAAACGAAAAAGUUUGAAUUUUCAAUUUGAUGGAGAACCAACAGAGAGAAUCAUCUCGAAACAAGGAAUGAAAUGUCAGACGUAUCGAAAGGAUUUUAUGGAUUAUUUGGAGGCACGACAAGUGUCAAAAGAAAAUGUUAAGGAGAGAAUUCAGAAAGAUAAAUUUGAAGAAUGGUGUAAAGCAAGACCUUCUCAUGUGGUUAAAAGAAAAAAGAAGCAAUUGCAAAGAGAGGAUCGAAAAACAAUCUUUGAUGAAGAUAGUACAGAUAGUGAGACAGAGAAGGAACUUGAAAAGUGGACAAAUAAGAAUUAUUCAUAUGAAAUGGCUAAAUAUUAUGAAACUGGAAAGAUGAGUGUUUUGAAGGAAUAUCGACACCUGAAAUACAAAUAA
Messenger RNA from Naegleria fowleri, 660 nucleotides. RefSeq lists its product as uncharacterized. Lineage: Eukaryota; Heterolobosea; Eutetramitea; Acrasida; Naegleriidae. The transcript has 2 exons. The record is from RefSeq and is a predicted model, not a curated record. The coding region runs from base 1 to 660 and encodes 219 amino acids.